AUGGAUGGGAUAGGGACGCUUGGUUGCUCUCGUUUCAGAGAUUUGGCACUUGGGAUUUUGUUUCUUGUCUCCAUCUCUAUCACCCUGUCAUCACCGAACAAUCCUCCUGUUGGGGUUAUCCUAUACCCUGUUAACUCUUGGACGACUUUCAGACACUCCUAUCUUCCCAUCGAAUCUAUCACCGGUGACAUCUAUCGGGUUGGUGAUAUCGACAAUCAGAACAGCGAUCAGGCGCAAGGAAAUUUCACCGUCGCGCUUCGUCUUCUGUUUGGAGAUCCUCCAUACGUCAAACCUACUCUUCUCCACCAUCACAUCGCCGACGUCAUCGAAUUUCUUCCCACAAUGUCCGGGAUAGAAAAGCUUAACAAUUCCAUCCUGAGCGUCUUUGACGGCACAAACUGGAAUACUUGGUCAGACAACUAUAUGAGCAUAUGCAUGCACCAGGGCACUUGGGGGGUUGUGAAACCCUCUUAUAUCUCGGUUAACGGUACACCAGCUGCAAAUAUCGGUGCAGUCGAACGUCCUUCAACUGCUGGGGACUCCCAAAAUCAAUGGGACGUUGCCAAUGAAAAGGCACUGGGUCUUGCGCGGGUUUAUAUUAUCCAGAAUCUGCGCAAGGGAAUCUUUAUGGACGGUCAACGGGAGCGCACUGCGCGCGAGGUUUUUGUGAAAAUGGCGACGGAUUAUGGCCAACCAAAUGCCAUCGAUGCUUUUGUCGAGUACCGCCUCCUGAACACCACCACCUUCCAUGGUGGUGACACCAUUGAGAAGCAAAUCAUGGAAAUGGAGACUCGUCGUUGCCAGUGUUCAGAAGGAGGAAUCAAGAUCCCCGACUACCUCUUCGCGACUCUCAUGCUCGCCGCCUUACCUGCUUCCAGCAGAGGUUUCGUCACCUCUUAUCUGGCCAAUCGUCCUAUUGCUUCCUUAAACCCGGUAGAUGUUAAGAACAGCGUCAUUGGGAAUAUCAAGAUCGAGAACCUCGACACGACGUCAAACUCGAAGAUUUCCACCGUUCCGUCCCUCGCCACCCGCUGCACUCAUUGUAACAAGUCCGGUCACGUUGCGGCAUCCUGCUACAAGAAGUAUCCCAACCUCAAGCCGACUGGUCAAUCUUCUGACAAAGGCAAGGGGAAGCAGGAUGAGGGGAAGAAGGAAAAGAAGAGUGGUGAUGGUACCAGCACUGUAAACAAAGAAGUUGUAGCCGCUCCCGUGGUUGCAGCUGCCUCCAAUGGAAUGCACAUUUUGUCCUAUCUCAUGAGUGACUCCCUCAAACACAUCGAUGAUGGAAUUUUUGUUGAAGAAAUGGGAGACGAUUCAAAAAUUCGUUUUCUAUGGGAUUCAGGUUUCGUUGGGUCGGGAGCUCGCUGCAAGAAUGAAGCCAUUGGAGAUAUUGUGUUGCGGGGUCAUACUAGUAGUGGCAUGGACUACACCUUCACGCUGAAGGAUGUCAUCUACAACCCGCACAUAAGAGGGCGUUACCUUUCUGGGUAUGCGCUCGAUCAGGCUGGUUACUACACCGUGGUUGGUGACAACAAGGCAAUCCUAGUCACCAAGGAUUGGCUCAACAAGGGAAAAGCGCAUGGGGAUGUCUUGAUGACCUUUAAAGCAAGCAAUCGCUGCUACUGGUACUACCCCGAGGAGCUCGUGGCACCAUCUGUGUCUGCAUCUCACGAGUCUACCGCGCUCGCUUCCCUGGAAACUACCGAUCGUGAAUUUUGA
This is a messenger RNA of Mycena citricolor, 1719 nucleotides long. The record is from the annotation of a GenBank genome assembly. NCBI's taxonomy places the organism in Eukaryota, Fungi, Basidiomycota, Agaricomycetes, Agaricales, Mycenaceae.